Molecule: messenger RNA, 1712 nt
Organism: Tribolium madens (black flour beetle)
Lineage: Eukaryota; Metazoa; Arthropoda; Insecta; Coleoptera; Tenebrionidae
Gene: GatB
Product: glutamyl-tRNA(Gln) amidotransferase subunit B, mitochondrial
Exons: 7
Coding region: 121-1683 (520 amino acids)
Biological process (GO): mitochondrial translation; glutaminyl-tRNAGln biosynthesis via transamidation
Molecular function (GO): glutaminyl-tRNA synthase (glutamine-hydrolyzing) activity
Source: RefSeq, a predicted model, not a curated record
UGUUGCCUACCUUGACAUUUGAAGGUCAUUUGUCAAAUUUGGAGGUUAACUUUAAAAUCUUGUAAAUAAAUUAAUAAUAAAAAAGGAAAACUGUCUGUAUGCGAGUUACAAAUAGUCAAGAUGUUCAAUAAGUUCAAUAACCGCUUCCGCAGAGACUGUCAUUUAUGUCGACCUGCAAAACGUUUGUUUGCUAGUAGAGCCGGCGUUAAAAAUAAAUGGAAUAGCGUGGUCGGUUUGGAAGUUCACGCCCAAAUUAAUACAGCGAGUAAACUCUUCUCAGGAGCUUCAACAAAAUUUUCAUCCCCUACAAACACCAAUGUCUCUCUUUUCGACUGCGCAAUUCCCGGAACAUUACCCUUACUUAACAGAAAAUGCGUCGAAUAUGGGGUCUUAACGGCGUUGGCUUUGAAAUGUCGCAUAAAUCCCGUUUCAACCUUUGAUAGGAAGCACUACUUUUAUGCAGAUAUUCCAGCCGGUUAUCAAAUAACACAGCAAAGACACCCCCUUGCUAACGAUGGUUGUCUCGAAUUCCAAGUCUUCACCCCCGGAAUCCACAAAACCCCUUACAAAACCCACGCCCGAAUCAAGCAACUCCAAUUGGAGCAAGACAGUGGGAAGAGCCUCCACGACACCGACCGCAGUCUCGUCGACUUGAACCGCGCCGGGGCCCCCCUCAUGGAAGUCGUCUUCGAGCCCGAUUUAAGCGACGGCGAGGAGGCCGCAGCCCUAGUCAAGGAACUAAUCGCGAUUUUGCAACGAAUUGGCACUUGUACGUGCAAAAUGGAAGAGGGGGCUCUACGAGUCGACGCAAAUGUUUCGGUAAAUCGCAAAGGAGAGGCGUUGGGGGUACGGACUGAAAUUAAAAAUAUCGGGUCGGUGAGGGGCGUCGCGGGGGCUAUUCGGUACGAAAUCGAGCGCCAGAUUGAAGUGAAGGAGGCUGGGGGGGCUGUGGAGAAUGAGACCAGGGCGUGGGAUGCUUUGGGUAAAGUCACGGUUUCGAUGAGAGACAAGGAACAAGUGCAGGAUUAUAGGUACAUGCCGGAGCCGAAUUUGCCCCCAUUGCAUGUGGCCAUGGGGCCGGUGUCUCAAGGGUGUGUUAGUGUUGACACCUUGAAAAACUCCCUCCCGGAAUUACCGGAGGAAACGAGGUGCCGAUUAAGGCAAUCCUCCGGUUUGACUUUAGAGCAAAGCAUUAUUCUAGUAAAUGACACUGCACUAUUGAAUUUAUUUGAGGAUGUUUUGAGUAAGAAAAAAAUUGAGGGAAAAUUACUCGCCAACUUAUUAAUAAACGAAUACACCUCGUCGUUGACAAAAAUGAAUUUAGAGCCGAGCCAAAUUUCUUUUAAUUCUGAUUAUUUUGGGGAAAUUGCACAACUUUUGCAAAGUGGGGAUAUUACAAGGAACACGGCGAAACUUGUUUUGGUCGAAAUCAUCCAAGGACGGCAAAAAAGGCCACUUGAGAUUGUUGAAGAAAAUAACUGGUUACAAAUCACCGAUGAAGAUUCGUUGAGGAAAUUAUGUCAGGAAGUGUUAGAUGAGAACGAAAAAGUUGUAAAACAGUACAAGGGCGGAAAAUCGAAAGUUUUUAAAGCAUUUCUUGGAUUCGUAGCGACAAAAAGUAAACAAAGAGCAGAUAUGAAAAAAUGUGAUAGGAUUUUAAGAGAAUUGCUGGAAAAAAAGUAAUUGUUUUGUUAAUAUAGUCGUGUUGUAUU